Lathyrus oleraceus (garden pea) is the source of this 762-nucleotide messenger RNA. RefSeq lists its product as uncharacterized. The transcript is spliced from 2 exons. The coding region runs from base 1 to 762 and encodes 253 amino acids. NCBI's taxonomy places the organism in Eukaryota, Viridiplantae, Streptophyta, Magnoliopsida, Fabales, Fabaceae. The record is from RefSeq and is a predicted model, not a curated record.
AUGGAUGAUCCUAAGGAUUUCAAAGACCGUUUUGGGAGACUUUUAUUUGUUCUAUAUACUGAUGUUGAGGAUGGUCUUCUCUGUACUUUGGUUCAUUUCUAUGAUCCUGUUUAUCGGUGUUUCACUUUCCCCGAUUAUCAGUUAUUUCCUACCAUGGAGGAGUAUCCUUAUCUUUUAGGUAUGCUAGUUUAUGAUAGAGUUCCUUUUAGUGGAGUGGAAGGGAUUCUUGAGUCUCGAGUUAUUGCUGAAGCUAUUCACCUGAGGAAAUUUGACAUAGAUGUCAAUCUCACUGUCAAAGGAGACAAGUUGUCUCACCAGUACAAUACUCGAGCUAAUCAACUAAAGAAGAUGGAUCAUCUAGAGCAAGAGAAUCGUGAACUUCGUAAAGAGGUGACUACUUUGAGGGGCAGUUAUGAAAUGCUUACUACUAUGAUGGAAACUCUGGUGGCUGCUCAAAAUCAACCACCUCCUUCUCCUCAGACUUCGCUCCAGAGGACUGUGAUUUCUAAAAUUGUGUCUACGCCCAUUUUUAUGGCUCCAGUCAGUGCUCUGCAGCACUACAUGCCUUCUGGUUUCCCUUGGGGCAUGCCUCAUAACUUUAUGCCUGAAGGGUAUCAACCUGCUGUUGAAGUUCCUAUGGCUCAACCAGUUAUGUCAAUACCACCUCUCGUAGUUCAUGGUGCUCCUUAUGUCAAAGAACCCAUUUUUCAUGUUGAUCAGAGUGAAACUGUUGGCGUCUAUGAAAGGAUGGACGAGUUUUAA